AAGCCGCCAAUUGCUAAUUCCAAACCAAAACAAAAUCCCAAAUACAAAAAAUCCAAAACACAGCCUUUUCUUUACCAUUUUAGUCCUGUUUUUGGUCGAUGAUCAGAAAUCAAAACGGGUCGACCCGCCGGAUUCUUACGUUCCCGGCGGUGCAUCCUUACAAAAACAUUGACCCAACAACGCUGAUUACUUCAAUUACAGAUCUAGCGCUCGAAAUCUGCGAAUUCAAGUCUAAAUCUUUCUCUACCAAUGCAAGAAACGCCCGCGAAACAAUUCGCCAAGUCAGCAACUUCCUCUCAUGCAUUGAGGAAUUUCGGGUUGAUUUCGGUUUUGGUAUACUUGAUUCUGUUGUGCUCAGCCUAUCAGAGGUCCAUUUGACUUUACAGAAAGUCCGGUUCUUGUUGGAAGACUGUACCAGGGAAGAUGCUCGUUUAUUUAUGAUUACGAAAUCGGAUCGGGUCGCGAGUCAGUUCCGAGCAUUUGUCCGGGCUAUGGCUACAGGUCUGGAUGUUUUGCCACUUGGAUUAAUUGAGGUGCCAAGUGAAGUAAGGGAGUUGAUUGAGUUGGUUAUCAUACAAGCGCGAAAAGCAAGAUUUGAAGUUGACCCGGACGACAAACGGGUCAUGGAAGAUGUUAUCUCGAUUUUGAAUCAGUUUGAAAAUGAUGUCAUUCCUGAUAGGAGUGAUAUAAAGAAGGUUUUGGAUUACGUUGGAGUCCAAGAAUGGAGUGAUUGUAAUAAAGAGGUUAAGUUAUUGGAUGCAGAGAUUGGAUUUGAUUAUGCAAAUGUAGAGAAGAAAAAAGAAUUGGCUCUUUUAAGUAGCUUGAUAGGGUUCUUGAUAUAUGCAAGAUGCGUGCUUUUUGAUUCUGUUGAUACUAAAGUCACUCGACAACAGCAGCAACUUCCUACUAAAUGCAGUAAGGAGUUGCUAAGUAUCAUUAACGUCGACGAUUUUAGAUGCCCAAUAUCACUAGAGAUCAUGAAAGAUCCUGUCACAAUAGAGACAGGACAUACGUAUGAUCGAUCUUCGAUAUUGAAAUGGUUCAGGUCUGGAAAUCCUACUUGUCCAAAAACGGGCAAGAGGCUUGGAAGCAUAGAGCUGAUCCCAAAUUUACUGCUCAAGGGGUUGAUUCAACAAUUCUGCAUUCAAAAUGGGAUCCCAACAGCUGAGACUACUAAAAGCAAGAAUCGUGACAUAACAAGGACCGUUCUUGCAGGAAGUUUGGCAGCUGAGGGAGCUACGAAAAUGGUGGCUAAUUUUCUUGCUGACAAGCUUGAAAAUGGAGAUAGUGAAGAUAGGAAUAAAGCUGCUUAUGAGAUUAGGCUUCUUAGUAAAGCAAGUAUUUUUAAUCGUUCUUGCUUGGUGGAAGCUGGUGCAAUUUUAUUUCUAUUGAAGUUGUUGCUGUCUAAAGAUUCUUUGUCUCAAGAGAAUGCCAUCGCGGGUUUGUUGAAUCUUUCGAAGCAUUCAAAAAGUAAACCUGUGAUUGUUGAGAAUGGAGGAUUGGAGUUGAUUGUAAAUGUUUUGAAGACGGGGUUAAGAAUGGAGGCUAGGCAGCAUGCUGCUGCUACAUUAUUUUACCUUGCUUCAGUAGAGGAGUACAGGAUAUUGAUUGGGGGGAGCACUGAGGCUGUACAGGCUUUAGUAGACUUAGCUAGGGAAGGAAAUGAUCGUGCCAGAAAGAACGCAUUGGUUGCACUUUAUGGAUUGCUUAUGCAUUUUGGUAAUCAUCGGAGGGUUAUUGCAGCUGGAGCAGUUCCUUUGCUUCUUACUCUUUUGACAACUUGUGAAAAAGAAGAAUUAGUAACGGAUUCUUUAGCAGUUUUAGCUAGUCUAGCAGAGAAACCUGAUGGGGCAAAAGCAAUUCUCCAUUCCGGUUCCUUGCCUCAAAUUAUGGGGGUUUUAGAUUCCUCCACUUCAAGGGCAGGAAAGGAGCAAUGUGUGUGUUUAUUGCUGGCUUUAUGCAUCAAUGGUGGUACAGAUGUGGUGGCUAUUCUGGUCAAGAGCCCUUCUCUUAUGGGAUCAUUAUAUUCCCAAUUGAGUGAAGGCACUUCUCGAGCAAGCAAGAAAGCAAGCGCUCUUAUCAGGAUCCUCCAUGAAUUCUAUGAGAGGAGUUCCUCUAGCUCGAAGACUCCAGUUAUUCCUCGAGAACGAUUUAUUCAUGUAUGGUAACCCAAAUUUUUUCGGGUUUUCCAUCAUUAUUUUGUUUUAUUGCAAGCAUCUCUCCAUGUAAAUAAACUCAACUGUGGGGGGAUGGUUUCUUUUGUAUUUUAUAUUGUGAUGUUGGCUCAGUUUUUUGAAGAGCUAAUAUCUACAUUGGGCUUCUGUUUUUAUUUAUGAAGCUUUGUACACUUGGGCUUCUGCUUUUUUAUGAAGCUUUGUACAAACAUGUCAUUAUGUUGUAAUUCUUUGUAAGAAUAAUGUUGUAUUACAUUGAUGUAAAAAUUAGUCAUCGGAAGAUGCAAUAAAAGCAAGAAAAUUUUAUUCA
This is a messenger RNA of Ricinus communis (castor bean), 2484 nucleotides long. Its product is annotated as U-box domain-containing protein 19. Gene Ontology annotation, cellular component: cytoplasm; nucleus. Bases 99 to 2168 code for a protein of 689 amino acids. Gene Ontology annotation, biological process: protein ubiquitination. Gene Ontology annotation, molecular function: protein binding; ubiquitin-protein transferase activity. The transcript has a single exon. The record is from RefSeq and is a predicted model, not a curated record. NCBI's taxonomy places the organism in Eukaryota, Viridiplantae, Streptophyta, Magnoliopsida, Malpighiales, Euphorbiaceae.